AGAAAAGCAUCAUCCUAAAUUACCUCGCGAAUUGGCCAGGCCACCCAUCAACCCCAUGCCUUUUGCGGAGUCUCCAAAUGCCCGGAGCAAGACUAUCACCGUCGCAGACGGUCCCAACACUGGAGGGGCAUUAAAUCAACACCCAUCUCAUUCCUUCGCCUUUGAUGUCGGCGUUGCAGAAGACAAGGGUACGAGGAGGACGAUGGAAGACUCUCAUUCAUUCGUAGUCGAUUUCGACGACAUACGUGGUCAAGGCUACUUUGGACUCUUUGACGGCCACGCAGGCAAACAUGCUGCAGAAUGGUGCGGACAACACUUUCAUGAGGUUGCAGAGCUCCCAGAGGUCGACAAUGGAAAACGAUGGAAAAAUAGCUCAAGCUCGCAGCUGCCGAUCCCCGCGG
Acaulospora colombiana is the source of this 401-nucleotide messenger RNA. NCBI's taxonomy places the organism in Eukaryota, Fungi, Glomeromycota, Glomeromycetes, Diversisporales, Acaulosporaceae. The record is from the annotation of a GenBank genome assembly.